Messenger RNA from Neltuma alba, 757 nucleotides. RefSeq lists its product as uncharacterized. The coding region runs from base 83 to 733 and encodes 216 amino acids. The transcript has a single exon. Lineage: Eukaryota; Viridiplantae; Streptophyta; Magnoliopsida; Fabales; Fabaceae. The record is from RefSeq and is a predicted model, not a curated record.
UAUAGUUCUUUGUCUGCUGGCAUGUGUGUAUAUAUAUAUAUAUAGGGUAACUGAUGAAUCAAGCUUUGAAGCACCAAGUGUGAUGGUGGUGGUGGCUGUGGUGGUGGUGGUGGUGGUGGUGGGGGUUUUCCUUGUCGAUGAUGCCUUGGACGGUGCGGAACUGCUCCACAUGGCAGGGAAUAGUGAUGGGACCCUUCUGAUCAAAGCCAUAUUCUUCCUCCGCCUGCUUCAGAAGCUGCAUGAAGAGAGGGUGGUUGAUGUAGAUCACCGGAAUCACGAACCUCUGCUGUUCCUCUCCUUGACCCACCAAAAUCGCCAGACAACCUUUCGGAAUAUCCUUCAGAUCGUCCUUCUUCUCGUGGUGGUGGUGGUGGUGCAGAAAGUGGAUGUGAGGAAGAUGAACAUGAAAAUUAAUCAGAGGAUGAUGAUGAUGUUUCUGAUUCUGAAUGUUACCGUUACCGUUACCGGUACUGUUACUAUCUCCACCAGCAGCGAACCCCAUGUUGAAGAGCUUAAUCCCAGGAAAAAGGUCGAAGCAGAUCAAGAAAGACGGAGAGAGAAAGAAAGAAAAGAAAAAGGGUUUGAAGACGAGGGCUAUAAGAAGAAAAGAGAGAAAGGCCAGGGAUCAGAAGCAGAAAUGGCGAGAGAGAAGAGGGCCAGGGAAGAGUCAGUGAGAGAUCUGGGGAUAUUGCUCAUGAUAAAAAGUAGAAGCAGAGAGAAAAACCCUACAUAAGAAAGGAGGAAGACGAAGAAGAAG